Molecule: messenger RNA, 6611 nt
Organism: Anoplopoma fimbria (sablefish)
Lineage: Eukaryota; Metazoa; Chordata; Actinopteri; Perciformes; Anoplopomatidae
Gene: znf646
Product: zinc finger protein 646
Exons: 4
Coding region: 390-4964 (1524 amino acids)
Source: RefSeq, a predicted model, not a curated record
UUUAGGACCGGCUGCACCAAUUCACUCGACAGUGUCGUCAUCAUAAUGACCGAGAUUAUGCGGGAUGGCUUUGGUUAACAUUAGCUGCCUUGUGUGCAUUAAAUAAACGAAGACAUUUCUUACCAGAAUCAGGACAUUAAUAGCUGGAUCUGUACACGACUGCAUUUGCAGUGAGACAAGCUCAAUUUGCCUGCCCCUAAAUUUAAGUCGCCCUCCUAAUUGUGUGGAACUGGUUCUCAACAUCUUCUGCCAUGUUACGUCACUGGGCACUGCUCGGACCUUAUUAAAAAUCCUCUUUGUAUACGGACAUUAAAAGCAUCUAAUGCAUUUCCCCUUUGCAUUUUCAUACACUCUGUGUCUGGUGCACUCCGAUAAAUUGCUACCUUGUAAUGGCAGAGCAAGACCCUGGCAGGACAACAGGUUUUCCUUGCAAACAAUGUGGCAUGGUAUGUCCCAAUAUGCCCAGUCUGCUCGAGCACAUGGACGCUCAUCUUCAAGAAGAGGAAGAACGCAAAUUUAAAUGUGAUGAAUGUGGACGUGGUUAUAGGCAUGCUGGUAGCCUAGCUAACCACAAAAAGACUCACGAAGUGGGUUCUUUUCAAUGUAACAUCUGCGGUAAAGAAAACUCCAAUGCUUUGGCCCUGAAGAGUCAUCUCCGGAGCCACACUUCACAGAAAAAGUACUCUUGUGCCGAAUGUGGGAAAUCUUUUCGUCUGGCAACACAGCUGUCCACACAUGAGAGGGUUCAUCUUGCGAGGCGAGUAAAGGAGCAGACGUUUAGGAAGGUAGACAUGGAAUAUCCCACACAUGAAAACAAAGAUGAAAUUGAAAAUGAUCUCAGUGAGCAGUCGGCCAAUGUCCAGAUUUCUACAGAAAAUAGCCCAGCUGACGACAAGAUGGAGGUUGUUUAUAAUGCACAAUCCGAGACCUCUGAUGAUGCAGAAAAUCGACCUUUCAGAUGUGAUUUAUGUGACAAGUCAUACAUACACCAUCGAAGCCUGACCAAUCAUAAAAAAACUCACCAAGUGGGAAUGUUUGAGUGCACAGUGUGUUUCAAGCUGUUCAAUAACAUGGCUGCCCUCUAUAGCCACCAGAGAACUCACAAGACAAGAAGCGGGACAGACCCUGAUUCAAUGAGUGGCUCAUACACAGACACACCACUGGGCCAGUUUUCACCUGAGAGCCAGGAUACUCCAGUAAAUUUUUGCCAUUUGUGUCAGGUACUUUUCCCCAAUGAUGAAGAGUUCCAGGAACACAUCCAAAUGCAUAACUCUUCCUCUCUGUCAUUUGGUCAUCAUGAUACUUUGUCAGAGAACCACAAUAUAUCGUAUGACAACAGUAUUGCUUCUCCAGAGUCAAAUUUUUAUGCAUCUCCUAUAAAUAAUGUUCCCUCAGUAUCAUCAAUAGAUAAUCAUGGAGGCUUUGAUCAGCCACAGGAGCGGUUAAGAAGUAACGGCCAUGUGUACUCCGACUGCCUCAAUAAUCAAACACCCCCUUCCAACAGCACUCAGGGAGAACCCCCAAUCAUAGAUACAAGCAUUCUCAAUCCGGCCCUGAUGCACACACAAAACACUGAGAAUGCAACUGAACCAGAAGAGACUUCAUCUGUAGAUUCUGAUCGUCCUUUCAGGUGUCAAAUAUGCAGUAAAAGCUACCGGCACUCUGGGAGCCUCAUCAACCACAAAAGGUCACAUCAGGUCGGGAUUUACCAAUGUUCCAUCUGCAGAAAGAGCUACCCUCAUCUAGCUGCCCUAAAAAGCCAUCUUCGUCUUCACAAAGCUCAGUCGGCAUCUUUUGGUCUCAACACUGAGGGGGACUGGCUCUCCUCAGAGCCUCUGACUCUCGAUAACCAACAGAGCUGCUUCUCCUCUCAAGACGAGGAGGAGGAAGUCACUACUCCUGUGCUUGGUGUGGAUCAGGAGAAUGGAGUGGACCACAGCAAUAGAGCGUUAUACCAUGAGCAGUUUAAACAGGACUUUUCCCAGGAUAUCAUGCAUCUACCUCACAAUGAACACCCAACGCAGAGGCACAUGUGUGCAGACUGUGGGGAGACAUUUGCAGAUAUUGCAGGGAUUAAGUCUCACAGUUGCCCACUGCUACAGCAGCAACACAACACUACUAGCAGUGACUAUGACAGUAAUAUCAAUUUCCAGGACAGUAAUGGUCACUGUGUCAUUGGAAAUCCAGCGAGUAAUGUCGAGUGUCACGGUCUGAAUAGCCACGACCAAAGUUACUUUGAACAGAACUUCCAUGACGAUAUGAGCAUUGAUCAGCUGAAUGGUGACGGAGAAGGUGGUAGUGCUGACGAGGAUGAUGAUGAUGACGAUGGAGAUCUUUGUCAGUGCUCUAUAUGUGGAAACAGCUACACCAGCAUGAGGGCUCUCAGGAGCCAUCUCCGAGGGCACACACAGGCGAAUGGUACUCCUGCAAGCUCAGGGCCUUCCUCCAUGUCUUCCCAUGAAGAAAUGAAAGAAGAUGAACCCGGAGAGAUGAUGAUCUGUAGCACAUGUGGAGAAAGUUUUGCCAAUAGGCAGGACUUGAUCAUUCAUCAGGUUCUACACAAAAAGGACCAGGUAGAUAAUGUAAAUCAUGUACAUAUGAACAACAGUGGUGUAUCUGUAGGAAAAGAAGAAGCACAGAGUAUCAUCUGUGGCAGCUGUGGCAUCUUCUGCACCAACUACCAUCAUCUUGAAAGCCAUGGUUGCACAGCUGAGAGGACGGAUGAGUCUACACAUGGAAAGGAGGAAAUUCAAUUAAAUGAUGUUUCCCUGAAUAAAGACAUGAGUCACAACAAAGAAACUCUGGAUUCCGAAGAUCGCCAAUACAAGUGUGAUCAGUGUGGGCGUUCAUACAGACACGCCGGCUCCCUCCUUAACCACAAAAAGUCCCACAAAACGGGUGUGUUCCGAUGUCUCAUCUGCCAGAAGCGCUUCUACAACCUGUUGGCCCUUAAAAACCAUCAGAGGUCCCACUUUGAUAUUAAGAGGCAUACUUGUCAUGAGUGUGGGAAAGCCUUCAAGAUUCAGAAACAGCUACUGAAUCAUAUGAGAAGGCACAAAGAGAACCAAGCCAAAAUCCAAGAUCUCAACAACCAGAUCCAGACUCUCAUGCAGAUGAAUGGGACCGGGUCAGAUGAUGGAGGAAUGCAGUCCCUAACUUCAAAUGCCAGUCAGGCUUUUUCCUCCUCCCGACGCUGCAAGCAACUGCGGGGAGGUAAGAGAGGACAAACAAAGCGGGAGACAGCAGUCAAAUCAGAGGACACAGGUGACCAACGGCCUUUCUCCUGUGAUCAAUGUGGACGCACGUAUCGCCACGCAGGAAGCCUCGUCAAUCACAAAAACUCUCAUAAAACAGGCGAAUAUUACUGUUCUGUUUGCAACAACUCUUACUCUAAUCAACUAGCGAUGAAGAACCACCUGCGCACUCACUUAGCAUAUAAAAAGCACUCUUGCCAAAACUGUGGAAAAGGCUUUAGGGGAAGGAAGCAGCUACUAGCCCACGUCUGUACAGACCUCAGAAAGGAUAGGACCAGAGGCAGGAGGGGCCUAAAACCUAGGGCAUUUAAAUGUAAGGAAUGUAAGCAGGCCUUUCUCUCUGCUGACCAACUGACAGCCCACACCUGCGAUGGACGUUCAGGCAGCAGUGACGCAAAAACAAAUGUGUCUACAAAUAAAGAGGAGCGACCUUUCACAUGCAACAUAUGUAAUCGCAGCUACCGUCACGCAGGCUCUCUGCUGAACCACAAAAACACCCACAAGACGGGACACUUCAGUUGCUCCUUCUGCUCUAAGCCUUUCACCAACCCCAUGGCUUUACGCAAUCACACACGCAUCCAUACACAGAAGAAAAAGUAUGUCUGUCUCACAUGUGGAAAGGCCUUCCGCCUCGCCAGUAUCCUGCACAACCACCAGAGGGUCCACAAUCGCGUUGCAAGUCAUUUCAGCUGUCCUGCGUGUGGAAAGAGCUUCCAAGGCAGGUCUGGCCUGAAGAGGCACCGCUGCCGCAGAGGCCAAGAGAACUCCCCGAGAGCUGGAGUUCAGCAGUCAGAGAGGGGAGACAAGUGCUUCAUGUGUGAUCUUUGUGGGCGCUCCUACCGCCAUGCUGGCUCUCUCCUCAACCAUAAAAAGACCCACUCCGAAAACCUCCACCACUGUACCUUGUGUCUCCAGACAUUUCCUGAUCCUGUCACUCUACAGAUACACUCCAUGAUGAGGCGUCACUGCUGCCCAGAGUGCGGCAAGACCUUCUGUCUAGUCGCACACCUGCAGAGCCACAUGGAGGUGCACUCAAAGGACCAGUCUGUGGUCUGCAGCCCUUGCCAGCAGAGCUUUCCCAACACAGCUAGUUACCAGCAGCACCAGGACACGCACCACAGGGCUCAGGACCCCUAUCAACAAAGCAUGGAUGAACCUGUAGAUAACAACAUUUGCUGGGACUCAGGAAUAAGUCAGACGAUGGGGAUCGACGUGAUGCACAAGCAGGUUCCACCACCUUUGUCCCACAUUCCAGAAAGCAUCACAAAUUCACAGAUGAGUAACGAGUCUCCUGGCACAGAGGAGAAGAGCCACGUCUGCGAGCAUUGCGGCCGCACUUACCGCCACGCCGGCUCCCUCCUCAACCACAAGAACAGCCACAAGACGGGCUCAUUCUUCUGCUCUGUCUGCCAGAAAGAGUUCACCAAUCUGAUGGCUCUCAAGAACCACCGGCGCAUUCAUACAGAGCCCAAGCGCUACCAGUGUCUGGAGUGUGGGAAGGCGUUCCGCGUGUCCACACAGCUCAUAUGUCACCGACGAAUCCACACCAAAGAGAAGCCCUUUGCCUGCCUGCUGUGCGACAAGAGCUUUUCCAGCAAGUCCAACCUGCGGCACCAUCAGAAGAUGCACCAGAACAGCCAGACCUACGACUCGUCUUUUAGCAUGGAUGCUAACGCGUUUAUGGACUUAGACAUGGGGUCUUUUCUUUAAAGUUGGAUUCCAGAUUGUACAAGAGAAGAACACAGUCCUUUUAUUUAUCAGUUUUUCAUCCCUCUAUCAGUAAUUGUAAAACAGUAUUUUUUUCCAAAAAAAUUCUCCUUGUUUAUGACAGAAGCUACCUUGAGGACUUGCACUUUUCAUUACUGACUUCCAGUCUUACCCCCACAAAAGAUGGUGACAUCAUUCAAAAGACUCCAGAGGGUUUAUCAGUCAGCUUUUAAUAAGGCCUGAAUGUUGUCCAUAAAUACACAGGAUCCCAGAGUACAGGACGGCUGAUGAAAGUACUAGUCGGCGCUCAAUCCUCAAUCACAAACAACCCAACCAAAGUGAACAGAAAAGUGCAGCCCAGGUCCAUGCAAGAACAUAAACACUGAUAACAUGUUUUUGUAAGACAGUACUGUUCUAACAGUGAUCUCGCCUCUCUUACUUUGUAUAAUCGUGUUCAGUGCCUCUGUAAGUUCCUUAGGAAACGAAAUAUACAAACUAUAUAUAUCUCUGAAUCCUUUUGUUAGCUUUGCCGUCAGUGUCAAAGGACUGCUCACUUUCCUUUUGGAUUGCACAUCAGGCAAGCCUGUUGUUAUUAAGUCAAAUACCUCUGGGUGUGUCAAAAGGUCAGUGGCAAAGCUAUUUUCUGAAAUCAUAUUAUCAAGUAAAUAGUCGUACUGUUAAUAAUAUUCACGUUGAGUGACAUUGUAUGCUAAAAAAAUGAGUUUUUUAUUAAUUUAUUCCUGUUAUUUUAUGUGCAUAUUUUAUUAGAAGAGCUUUUUAUGAAUGUUGUAAAAAUCUGUCUUCUAAAACUCAUGUAGCCUUUAAGGAACAUCCAUCCAUCCAUCCAUCUUCCGUAACCGCUUAUCCAGUUAAGGGUCGCGGGGGUGCUGGAGCCGAUCCCAGCUGUCAAUGGGCGAAGGCAGGGUACACCCUGGACAGGUCGCCAGCCUAUCACAGGGCAGACAUAUAGAGACAGACAACCAUUCACGCUCACAUCCACACCUACGGGCAAUUUAGAGUCUUCAAUGAACCUAAGCUGCAUGUCUUUGGACUGUGGGAGGAAGCCGGAGAACCCGGAGAGAACCCACGCUGACACGGGGAGAACAUGCAAACUCCACACAGAAGGUUGUCCAGCCGGGGAAUUGAACCCGGGCCCCUCUUGCUGUGAGGCGACAGUGCUAACCACUACACCACCGUGCAGCCCUUAAGGAACAUCAUCUGUCAAUUUGUAUUUGCUUAUUAGUUCUUAGUUACAACAGGCAGGAAUGAAUGAGCCAAACAUUAUUGGCAGCACUCAGGGUAAACCUUGCAAAGGAACAUACCUGAUGUGUAAAACAUUGUAGAUAAUCAGUUUCUGAACUGAGCAUUUUAUCUUCACUUGUGCCAUUUCAACACUUAUAAUUUAGCUCAUGUAACACUUGUCAGUUGACAGUCAGCUGCAGCUCCACAUGCAGUGCAUGCUGUUCAAUUAAGAUUAAUCUUGAACCUUUGAGAAGCCUCAGUUAUGUUAAAGUGCCAGUGCCUAAAAUGUAAGUCAACUGUAGCAGUUAAAUGUGAACAAACCUCCUCUCACUGUACUUGUUAUAAACUGUAAACCACAAUGUUGAUUUUAUAUUGUCCGCAAAAUUAGAUUUUUUUUUUUUUUUUUUU